AUGUCGCGAUUGCGACGUUCCCUAUCGCGUUCCGUACAUCAGUUGAGCUUAUCGCGUUCGAGCAGCCUGAACGGUUUAAUCGAAUUACCGACAAGCAGUUACACUACGUUAGUGGACAAAUUUGCUUCACCCGCAAAUUUCGAACAACUCCGUCACCUCGUACAGCACAACAAUGAGAUACUUCGAGAGGUUAUUGCCGCAUUUGAAGAGAAAGCCGCACUCGAUUUCCACUAUUCGAAGAUGUUGAAAAAGAUCUCAGCAAAUCUACAUAAGGCCACUCAUCAAGCGGAAAGUGAUAUCGACAAAGGAUGGACGUCCGUAGCCGAACAAUUCGAUGUGCAGGCCACUAUUCAUAGCAACUUGGGAUCAGCGCUAACCGAUGACGUCAUACAACCGCUUCGAUCGAUACAGAUCAGUGAGGCGAAAACGAUCAGAGCCGCUGCAAUAUUCGUGGAAAGAGAGGCAAGAAAACUAAAAGAACGAAAAGAUGCCACGUCUCGUACGAAACGGUUGUUAUACGAGUGCAGUAAACAGCUGGAGAAACUCGAGCAGGCGAAUGAUCAACAACAGACUGGGGAGAGGAACCAACUCAAGAAGAGACGAAUGGAGGAACAAGUUAAGAAGCAAGAAGAAAGUUACAUAUGGGAGACGGUCGAUCUCGAAAAGCAACGCAGAUUAACGGAAGGUGUGUUGCGAAAAGGUGUUGAAAGUUUGGAGGCGGUGGAACGGCAACGUUUGGCUCAUUGCCAAACCGCGCUCGGUCGUUAUCAGCGGAAAAUCGAGCAGCUCGGUCCGAAUUUGCAGCAGAUGUUCGAUAGACAUACGAAUAAUCUGGAUGUAGCUGUACAAGCCACCGCAAAUGAUUAUAUUGCCGGAAUUCAUCCAUCUACAGCGGCUGUAAAUCAUGUGAUGCUCACGGAUCUUUAUGCGGAGAAUUUCGGUGAAGUGAUGUGUGGAGCACGACGGAGAGCGGCAUUAAUUCGUGUCUCGAAUAUUCUCGACGCCGAACUACAACGAAUGUAUUCGCAAGGUCGAGCGGACACCCAAAUCUGUAACACUAGGCAAAUAACCCUGAUUGAGUUCAUUGAAUACCUUUACUACAAGGUAAACGAUGCGAUCAACUCGUUGGACGGUGGCCAACAUCGUGGUUACCAUCGAUUAGUACGAUUCCAACAUAAAACCAAAGAUAAAGCGGGUCUACCUACCACAGUGUUAACGAUACCUCUAGCCGGUGAAGAUCAAUCAUUACCACCGCCAUCGAUCUGUUCGGGGAAUAUGAUCUACGCGGCGCCGGUAACCACAUCACCACGCACGAGUGACGAAUACGAGGAGUACGAUAAGAUCUCUGACGAGGGCUUCUAUAACUCGUCCUCUCGACAGACUACCGUAAUCGAUGAACCGGCUACGCAUACGACACUCUGUCGUGUAUUGUACGAUUUCGAACCGAAGCAUGAGGAUGAAAUUCAGGUCCGUGCCGGCGAAUGCGUUGUGGUAGAGGAUCGAAUAGGUGACGAUUGGCUGAUUGGUCAUGUGAUCAGCGAAAAUGGAGUCGACUAUAAAACUGGCAGAUUUCCAACCUCUUAUGUAGCAUUUUGA
Molecule: messenger RNA, 1596 nt
Organism: Necator americanus (New World hookworm)
Lineage: Eukaryota; Metazoa; Nematoda; Chromadorea; Rhabditida; Ancylostomatidae
Exons: 14
Coding region: 1-1596 (531 amino acids)
Cellular component (GO): plasma membrane; cytoplasm
Molecular function (GO): protein binding
Source: RefSeq, a predicted model, not a curated record